UCUGUCUGUACAUCCAUGACUUCACGUUACCGUCGACGAGAAUUUGCGCUCUCUGUCACUCACUGCACUUGUGAACCAAAGGCUUUUGCUCCUCCUGUUGAAUUUCUUUCCUGCCUGGUGCAAGAAGUCAUAUAUAAGUCAUACAGCAUGGCUGACAAAACUCAACCUGACAUUGAGAUCAAAAGAGCCUUUGUUGAGCUGCAGACUCAAAUGAACGAGACCAACCAGAAGUUACGAAUUGCAGAUGUGCAAGUUGAGGGACUCAAGAAACUCAUCAUCCACUCUCAGCUCACUGACACUGAAAUUCAGAACCUUGGGAGCAGCGUACGCGUCUUUGAAAGUGUUGGCAGGAUGUUCUUGCUUACAGACAUCGCUGAAGUUCGCAAAAAUCUUGCCAGUAAAGUAGAAAAAAGUCAGGAAAAGAUCAAAUCAUUACAGAGCAAUAAGGAGUAUCUGGAGAAGAGCCUCCAGGAGAGCCAAAACAACCUGCGCGAGAUGAUCAAGUUGAAGCAGCAAACCGCCUCUUAAUAUGCGUUAAUAUUGCUAUGCGAUCUGCUCGUGAGCUCAUUGGUCUUGCUUGCUAGCCUUGUAGUUGUAACUUUACGUUCUUCUGAACUUCCAAGUCGCGAGCGUUAAGAUUACUUAGAAUGUGACUGCUUUAUUACUUUAGAUUCUUAUAUAGUGACUCAUCAUCCUUAGUUAAAGGCACUAACUUAUCACUAAUCUAUCGUAAUAUAAUUUUUUACCAUGAUGAAAUCAGAAAAUGUGUUUGUUAGAGAACUUGAGUGAGACAUCAUCAAAUUUGUUGUCAACGCCAGAGCAGUUUUUUUAAAGUUUGAAUUGGAUAUAAAUAUUCAAGGCGCAAUUUUAUUCAUGAGAAGUCGAGUGGCACAUAUCCAAGGCACAAGUCUGAAAGAUAUACGAAUCGUAUCUUCUUUGCAAGAAAAUAAAAGAAAAUGUAAAUUUCAAUCAACUCGUCAACGGCAAAUCCAUAUGCUUAGUGCGAAGGGAUCGUGACAUUUGACUGUUUAUACAUCGUAUACUUCAUACUGUCUCCCACGAUUUAUCUCGAUUUGAUGAUACCCUUUUUUGUUAUUUAUGCACAAUACAAUAAACUUUAUCAGGAGAAGAUAUC
Molecule: messenger RNA, 1135 nt
Organism: Hyalella azteca
Lineage: Eukaryota; Metazoa; Arthropoda; Malacostraca; Amphipoda; Hyalellidae
Gene: Pfdn1
Product: prefoldin subunit 1
Exons: 6
Coding region: 16-528 (170 amino acids)
Biological process (GO): protein folding
Cellular component (GO): cytoplasm; prefoldin complex
Molecular function (GO): protein folding chaperone
Source: RefSeq, a predicted model, not a curated record